AUGAAAGUGGUGUGCAAUAAAAAUAAUCCGCCUUUAGGUGGUCUGCUGGCAGUAGAACUCUACAGAUCCUCUGCAGGAAACGUAGAGAUCGUUUGGGGUUCAGAAUCUACAAUAACACUUCCUAACUCUUCUAAAGUAGUGCCAUAUGGAACUAGUAAUGAUUUAAUAAGAAUUGUGGAGAAUACCUUUAACAAAGCAGUUGGGCCCUUGCAGAGGGUUACAAUGAACCACUGGCUGUCCUUCAGCUUAGUACUCGAGGAAGAAAUCCCAAAAUCUUUGGAGUACCUGAACAAAACUCUAGGCCCGCUAACUUACUUAGUUGGAGAAUCGCUGACAGUGUCUGACUUGGCUGUCUUUAGUAUUAUUUAUGCAUCUAAUAAGUUUAAGGAAGUCUCAAAAUCAAAUACUUUUAACAACAUUUCAAGAUGGAUGAAACUUGUUGAAUCCCAGGCAUCUGUUCGAAAAGCAUUAAAGGAGGUACCCAAAGAUGUUAUGGAAAAUAUUUCUAAGGCCGUCACAAGGAGAUCUCCUCCAGCAAACAAAGAAACCACAUCUGGUAGACAGCAAGAAGGAAAAUUUGUUGAAUUGCCUCAUGCUGAAAUGGGCAAAGUUGUGGUUCGGUUUCCCCCCGAGGCAUCCGGAUAUCUUCAUAUAGGACAUGCAAAAGCAGCUCUUUUAAAUCAAUACUACCAGCAGGCAUUUGAAGGAAAGCUCGUUAUGAGGUUUGAUGACACCAAUCCUGCAAAGGAGAAUGCUGAUUUUGAAAAGGUUAUCCUUGAAGAUGUCAAAAUGUUGGAGAUAAAACCUGACAUUUUCACCCAUACAUCUCAGUACUUUGAUUUGAUGUUGGAAUACUGUGAAAAGUUGAUUAAGGAAGGGAAAGCUUUUGUUGAUGACACUCCCGCCGAACAGAUGAAGAAUGAGAGGGAGCAGAAGAUUGACAGCAAAAAUAGGAACAAUUCUGUGGAGAAAAAUUUGAAACUAUGGGAAGAAAUGAAGAAAGGCAGCGAUGUUGGCAUACAAAACUGUGUGCGAGCAAAGAUUGAUAUGCAAUCUCCAAAUGGUUGCAUGAGAGAUCCAACUAUUUACAGAUGCAAGCCCGAACCGCAUCCUAGAACUGGAACUCAGUAUAAAGUAUAUCCAACAUAUGACUUUGCGUGUCCCAUAGUCGAUGCUGUUGAAGAUGUAACCCACGUUCUUCGUACAAUGGAAUAUCACGACAGAGACCCACAGUUCUACUGGUUCAUAGAUGCUCUAGGGCUUCGCAAACCCUAUAUUUGGGAGUACAGCAGACUGAGCAUGACCAAUACUGUGCUGUCAAAGAGAAAACUGACAUGGUUCGUCGAGCAAGGACUUGUUGAUGGAUGGGAUGACCCAAGAAUGCCAACAGUACGUGGAGUGUUACGACGUGGUAUGACUGUGGAAGGGUUGAGACAAUUCAUCCAGGCUCAGGGAUCUUCCCGAUCUGUUGUAUUUAUGGAGUGGGACAAGAUAUGGGCUAUUAAUAAGAAGGUGAUCGAUCCGAUUGCUCCACGCUACACGGCUCUGGAAUCAAACCCGGUACCGGUGAAUCUGAAAGGAGUCACAUCGGACUCUACUUUGAACGUCGCCCUUCACCCUAAGAAUCCGGACGUCGGGUCUAAGACGGUCUGGGUGUCUCCCAGACUCCUAAUCGACCAGGUAGACGCUCAGGCCUUGAAGGAGGGGGAGAAUACCACGUUUAUCAACUACGGGAAUGUGAUGAUUGAUAAGAUUCAUCGCGACUCAGCCGGCAAAGUGACAAGCGUAGAUGGAACUCCAAACCUCGAGAACAAAGACUAUAAGAAGACUUUAAAGAUAACUUGGCUCGCCGAUUCGACCAAGUCACCUCGCGUGGAAGUGUACUGUGUGUAUUUCGACCAUAUCAUAUCGAAGCCAUUGCUGGGUAAAGAUGAGGACUUCAAACAGUAUAUUGGGCAUCAAACGAGGUGGGAGGUGCCAAUGUUGGGAGAGCCCGAGUUGGCCAAAUUGAAAGUGGGAGAUAUAAUACAACUGCAGCGCCGCGGCUUCUUCCGUGUCGAUGUUGCUCCUGCGCCCCCCUCUCCGCACACUUGCCGCUCUACCCCCCUCAUUCUGUUCCACGUGCCUGAUGGACACACAAAGGAGAUGCCGGGACAGCCAAAGUCCGCCCAGACGACUCAAGCGAAGCAGUCGGCACCUCCAGCGACUGACGCGGCGAAGUUGAACGAAGAUAUUACCCAACAAGGGGACCUAGUGCGAUCUCUGAAGAGCGCUAAGGCAGAGAAAGCUAAAGUCGACGAGGCUGUAAAAGUUUUGUUGGAGCUCAAAGCCAAAUACAAGGCGGCUACUGGUCAGGAUUGGAAACCAGGAGCAACUACGGCUCCAGCCAAAACUCCCGCAGCGUCUGGUGAUACGAAUUCAUUAAACCUGGAGAUAGUCAAGCAGGGUGACCUGGUGCGGUCGCUGAAGACGGAAAAAGCAGACAAGGCAAAAGUCACCGAGGCGGUAGCUGCUCUUUUAGACUUGAAGGCAAAAUAUAAGGCGGCUACUGGACAGGAGUGGAAGCCCAGUGCGUCUCCGCCAACACCAAGUCCUAGUGCUGCUAAGCCUACUCCAUCAGGGGACGCAGGUAGCAUUAACGAAGAGAUAACUAAGCAGGGUGAUUUAGUUCGCUCUCUGAAGUCCGCGAAGGCUGAAAAAGCGAAGGUCGACGAGGCCGUAAAGGUUCUUCUCGAGUUCAAAGCCAAGUAUAAGGCCGCUACAGGACAGGAGUGGAAGCCCAGUGCGUCUCCGCCAACACCAAGUCCUAGUGCUGCUAAGCCUACUCCAUCAGGGGAUGCAGGUAGCAUUAACGAAGAGAUAACUAAGCAGGGUGAUUUAGUUCGCUCUCUGAAGUCCGCGAAGGCUGAAAAAGCGAAGGUCGACGAGGCCGUAAAGGUUCUUCUCGAGCUCAAAGCCAAGUAUAAGGCCGCUACAGGACAGGAUUGGAAACCGGGUGCAACUCCAGCUCCGUCCAAGCAACCAGCAGCCACAAACGACACUAACGUGGCUGAAAUUUUAUCCAAAAUAACCUCACAAGGCGAUAAGGUUCGCAAGUUGAAGACAGAGAAAGCAGAUAAGAGCGCAAUAGAUGUUGAGGUGAAAAACCUUCUAAAUCUCAAGGCCCAGUAUAAAUCAGUGACGGGAAAAGAUUGGACACCGAAUGCAACUGCCCAAGCCCCAGCCAAAACUGAAGAUAAACAGGCUUCCACAAUGAACGGUGCAAAUGGUGAAGCGUUAGCUGCUGAAGUGACAAAACAGGGUGAAGUCGUCCGUGAUCUUAAAGCAAAGAAGGCUGACAAAGCAAGAAUAGAUGCGGAAGUUAAGAAGCUUCUAGAACUGAAGGCUAAAUAUCAGCAAGAGACCGGUACAGCAUACGCAGCUGCGCCGCCAAGAGACAGUAAACCCAAAGAGAAGGAGGCUAAGAAGGAGAAGAAACCGAAAGAGAAGGAGGCUAAAAAAGAGAAACCUAAAGAGCAAACUCCAAAGCCGAGUAAGGAGGAGUCGAGCAGCGGUGUGAAGAAGAUUACCCGCCUCGGCUUAGAAGCGUCGAAGGAUACUGAUUUGUCAGAAUGGUACCAACAAGUCAUUACUAAGGCUGAAAUGAUCGAUUACUACGACAUAUCCGGUUGCUACAUCCUGCGACCUUGGGCGUUUAGUAUUUGGGAGAUAAUCCGCGCCUUCUUCAGCUCGCACAUCAAGCAAAUGGGCGUCAAAGACGUGUACUUCCCCAUUUUCGUUUCCAAGGCGGCGUUAGAAAGAGAAAAGACACAUAUAGCUGACUUCGCACCGGAAGUGGCGUGGGUUACCCAAUCUGGUUCUAGCGAGCUGGCUGAGCACAUAGCUAUACGGCCUACUUCCGAAACCGUCAUGUAUCCAGCUUACGCUAAGUGGAUACAGAGUCAUAGAGAUUUACCUCUUAAACUCAACCAAUGGAAUAACGUUGUGCGAUGGGAGUUCAAACAACCACAGCCGUUCCUGCGCACGCGUGAGUUCUUGUGGCAAGAAGGGCACACCGCGUUCCGCACAAAGGCUGAGGCGGACGAAGAAGUAUUGCAAAUAUUAGAUUUGUACGCCCGCGUCUACGAAGAGUAUCUGGCGAUACCAGUGAUAAGAGGACGUAAGACGGAAAAGGAAAAGUUUGCUGGCGGUGAUUACACAACGACUGUGGAAGCCUACAUCGGCGCUAGUGGUAGAGCUAUACAGGGAGCAACAAGCCACCACCUGGGCCAAAACUUUUCGCGAAUGUUCGACAUCGUUUACGAUGACCCGGACACGCAGGAGAAAAUGUUCGUUUACCAGAAUUCGUGGGGAAUCACCACUAGAACUAUCGGUGUAAUGGUACUGGUACAUGGUGACGAUCGCGGUUUGGUGCUACCACCAAGAGUAGCUGAUAUUCAAGCAAUAGUGGUGCCAUGUGGAAUCACCGCAUCCAGUACUGCUGAAGAAAGGAAAGGCCUCAUGGACUCCUGUCAGCAGCUGGUUGAAGAGUUGAAGGCGGCUGGCAUCAGGGCAGAGGGAGAUUACAGGGAGAACUACUCGCCGGGUUGGAAGUUCAACCAUUGGGAGUUAAAGGGUGUACCAAUUCGCGUGGAGCUAGGACCUAAGGACAUAGCAAAAGGUGAAAUAGUCGCCGUGAUCAGGUUGACUGGAGAAAAGCGAACGCUUAAACGGGAUACUGCGCCCGCGCAGAUUAGCGACAGUCUGCUUAAAAUACAUGAUGAUAUGUUGAGCAAGGCUACUAAGGAGAGAGAUGAGAAAUUAUCCUUUGUCACAAAAUGGGAUGAUCUAACAAAUGCCCUGGAGCGGAAGCAUAUUAUCAUGGCCCCAUUCUGUGGAGAGAUAUCAUGCGAAGACAACAUUAAAAAUGAUAGUGCAAGAAAUGAAGAUGAUCAAACUACAGAGGUUAAAGCUCCAUCAAUGGGUGCAAAAUCCCUUUGCAUACCUUUCAAACAACCUCGUGAGGUGACAGACAAGGACACAUGUAUACAUCCGGCAUGCAAAAAUAAGCCUAAAUUCAUCACUCUCUUUGGAAGAAGUUAUUAA
This is a messenger RNA of Leptosia nina, 5085 nucleotides long. Lineage: Eukaryota; Metazoa; Arthropoda; Insecta; Lepidoptera; Pieridae. The record is from the annotation of a GenBank genome assembly.